Mytilus californianus (California mussel) is the source of this 7263-nucleotide messenger RNA. RefSeq lists its product as uncharacterized. NCBI's taxonomy places the organism in Eukaryota, Metazoa, Mollusca, Bivalvia, Mytilida, Mytilidae. Gene Ontology annotation, cellular component: extracellular region. Gene Ontology annotation, molecular function: chitin binding. The record is from RefSeq and is a predicted model, not a curated record. The transcript is spliced from 24 exons. The coding region runs from base 76 to 6285 and encodes 2069 amino acids.
UAUUGGAAGUAAUACCUGUAAUUAGGAAAAUAUUAUUUUUUUUAUUUUAGGCAAAAAUAAAUUGGAUCUAUAAGAAUGUGUUCUUGGAAUUUCUAUGUUAACGUAUUGACUGUCCUUUUUGUUAUCAAUGGACUUACGAACGCUAGAUUAAAACGAGGAAGGUAUCCUCAAUUUAACGAUUUUUGUUCAGCUAAAGACGUAUAUGUUGGAGCACCAUGGGAUUGUUCAGGAUAUAUUCACUGCCAAAGUGGAAAUGGAAUUAAAAUGACAUUUUGGAUAGAAUGUCCAGCUGGCUUAUACUUUAAUUUGAAACAUAAAACUUGUAUGUGGCCUCAAGAUGUCAGUAAUCCUUGUCCACCUGUGAAAGAUGUCGUUGACACAUAUUGCCCUCAGUAUCCCAGAGCUAAGUUAGUCCACGACAAAAACUGUGCAAGAUAUUAUGACUGUAGUGAUUUUGGUAAUAAGAGAAUGCCAUACUUGAAGGAAUGUCCAUACCCUCAGCUUUUCAAUACGGAUACUUUAACAUGUGAUGACUAUAAGUAUGUAGAGUGUGAAGAAAGAUACAGACCGGUAACUCCAUGCGAUUACAAACUGAGUCAGUGCAGAGGACCUAACUGUCCACCAUGCGAGUCAAAACAAGAAGGAUGCGAGGGACAUCCAAAUGGAGCAAAGGCAUAUCCUGGACGUCUGCUUACAGAAUAUUUCCUUGUAUGCUUCAAUAAUAAAACUAAUGCCAUAAAAACAUGCACAGACAAUAAGUUAUUUGAUCCUAUCCAAGGAAAAUGUACACUCGACCUAGACCCAAUGGCACUAGACGUCUACUGCGCAUCCAGUGUCGAUGCCAAGAUUGCACAUCCACGCAUCUGUUCUCGUUACUAUGACUGCAAGCUGACAAGACCACGUGAGAACUUUAACAAAUACGAAGGAGAAUGUCGCUACCCACUUCUGUAUUCCGAACGUUAUCAAAGGUGUAUAGACUUUGCAGACGUCCAGUGUGGAUCUAAAAUUGAACCAUUGUCACCAUGUGAAUAUGGACAAAACAGUUGUUUCGGAAGAAAUUGUCCGCGAUGUAGUGAUGGGGUUAUACCGUCCUGUGUAGGUCUUUCGGAUGGUCAAAAUCCAUUUCCUGGAUAUGACAAUAGAUACCUUGUCUGUCGUAUGGAUCGCACAGUAGAAACAAGGACGUGUAAUGCAGGAGAAUUGUUCUCACAAAAUCUCAGAGGGUGUUCUACAACUGGAAGUGGAUUGGCUAACCCUGGGAGACCUGAUACAGGCACUGGAACAAUUCCACUGGAACCAGUUAAACCAUUUCAACCUGUAAGACCUCCAGUUCAGCCACCAUUUCAACCUCCAGUUCAACCACCAGUUCAACCACCAUUCCAACCACCAGUCCAACCACCAGUCCGACCUCCAGUACGACCUCCUGUACGACCUCCUACUCAACCACCUGUCGAGCCUCCUUUUCGACCACCUACCCCUACCAGACCUGCAAUUGGUCCAGUCAUUCCUCCAAUAGGAUCCGGGCCUUGCGCGGGAAAUCCAUUGGCCAUUCAACAAGACCCAGACAACUGUGCAAGGUACUACAACUGUAGUCAAAGAAUCACAUUUCAAGGACUUAAUUCAUUCCAAGCGGAAUGUCCGUACCCACAACUGUUUGACACAACUUUAGGAUACUGUAACGAUUUCCCUGCAGUAACAUGUGGCAGGAGAUAUGAAGCAAUGUCUCCAUGUGAUUAUGUUACCACACGUAAUUCUUGUGUAGGAGAAUCGUGUGCAAUACCAUGCGAAGAACGGUCGCCAUCUUGUGUUGGUAUGCCAGAUGGAAACAAUACUUUUCCCGGAAGAGAACUUACUCCAUUCUAUAUGACCUGCCUUCGUAACAGGACACUCUCUGUUGGAAUAUGUAAAUAUGGAGUCUAUGACCCUACGAAGAAGUAUUGUACGACAGAUUUAGAUCCAUAUUCUGUUCAGGUAUUUUGCCAAGAUAAACCAAACAUCAAAUUCCCACACAUUGCAAAUUGUGCUCGAUACUAUGACUGCAGUGCUAUCGAAUCUGACCCGGUAUUUGGAAAAUACCAGAGGGAGUGUACUUACCCUACACUGUUUAAUAUUGACCUCCUUCGGUGUGUUCCUCCAGUGGAAGCUGACUGUCAAUGGCGAUAUGAACCUAAAGAUCCUUGCGGUUUCCUUGGAAACCAGAGAUGUGAUGUCAAUAACAGAAACUGCGUUCCAUGUGUUGACACAUUGAACAUAUGCGCAGGUGUAAUGGCGGGAAACAUCGCUAUUGCGGACAAUAAAAUGGAAUACGCCGUUUGUAAGCAGGGGAGGUUCUUUACUACUGUUAGCUGCGCCCCUUAUAACUUCAAUCCAUCAACAAAAGGAUGCGAGACGGCUGUUAAUUCAUGUGAAGGCCUACCUAACGGGAAACAGUCUAUGCUAGGUUCAGAAUCAAACUAUGUACUUUGUUUCAAUCAGAAUGUUGUUGAAUUUGGAAGCUGUGAACCUUUAUUAUUUGAUGCAAAUUCCAAGCAGUGUUCACAGCAGCAAAAAUCUAAAUGCAGUGGAUUGUCAGAUGGUAAAUACCCAACACCUAAUAUAUUCCAAUACAUAGUCUGUACAAAUGGUAGACAAACCAGUGUUGGCGAUUGUAGUCCAGCUAUUUUUGAUUCGAGAGAAUCUAAAUGUAUUAAGCCUGAAUUUUCCUGCGAUAGAUUGCCUGAUGGAAAUUAUGGACAUAAUGAUGGCACAACAUAUUAUAGCUGUGUAAAGGGGGCGUUUGCUGGGAAGAAUACUUGUAAUCCAGGUGUAUUCGAUUUCUUAGAGGGAAAAUGUCUUCCAUCAGCAUGUCGUGGAAAACAAGAUGGCAGAUUUGCCUUACCCGGAAGUGACAUUCACUACAUGACUUGCACUAAUCAGGAAGUUGUGAAAGUAAGGAAAUGCGAAAGGUAUACAUUUGACGAAUCAUUAGGUAGAUGUACAAAGUCUGUGAGCUUUUGUUCUAAUUUGCCAGAUGGAUGGCACCAGAUGAAAGAAAUGUUUAUUUAUAUGUACUGUGUGGACAGAAAACCAUCUAGAAUUGUAGUUUGUCCUGCAGAGGUAUUCGAUACUGUAAAUGGAGUUUGUUUAGAAGGAUAUGCCCCAUCUGAUCCUGUAACAUUUUGUGAGAAUAACCCUACAGCUAUAAUGCUACAUCCGGAAAGUUGUGCCCGAUAUGUAGACUGUAGGAAUAGGAAUACACUGUUAGGCAACUAUCAGGAGGAAUGUGCGUAUCCACAGCUAUUUGAUAGCUUUAACAACUCAUGUAAACCUUAUAGAGAGGUCAAAUGUGGAAACAGACCAGAACCUAAAGCCCCAUGUGAUUAUCAGAAACAGAAGAUAUGUGUUCCCGCUGGAAACUGCCGUCCAUGUGAAUUAGAUAACCCCAACUGUGUCGGUAAACGUGAUGGACCCCAAGCUGUACCAAAUAAACCAGAAUAUUUCAUGCAAUGUAAAGAUGAACGUACCAUCAGUGUAACACAAUGUCCACCCACUGCUCCAAACUUUGAUGUUACCAGUGGUUCAUGUACAGUAACACUUAACCCCUUAAACCCUGGUCCCUACUGCGAAGCAAACCCGACAGCUGUUGUGCCACAUCCAGAUAAUUGUGCUCAGUAUAUAGACUGUAGACAAAAGAACACACCAUUAGGAAACUAUAGACAGGAAUGUCCUUAUCCUCAGCUGGUAUCACUGGCGGAUGCUACUGGUUUACCAUGUAAAACAUUCCAGUCUGUCCAAUGUGGAGCUAGACCUGAACCAAAGAAUGCAUGUGAUUACGAGCAGAAUCUGAUAUGCAUGGAUCCAGCCAAUUGUAUUCCAUGUGACCAAAGAUUUCCUAGUUGUUAUGGUAUGCCGGAUGGAAACCACCCGUUUCCAGGGCAACCGAACAAGUACAUUGUGUGUUUAUCGGAUAGAACCCUAAGAACAGAAACAUGUGACCUAGGACAGUUUGAUCCUUUGACUGGAUCAUGUUCUGUCAAAUUUGAUCCAAGUAACCCACAAGCAUUUUGUAAUUUAAAUUCAAGAGCCAAGGUAGAAGAUCCAACAAGCUGUGCGAUUUACUAUGACUGUUCUAGCUCUGGUUCUUUGACCAGUCCCUAUAAACAAGAAUGUCCGUAUCCACAGCUAUACUCGACAACCUCACAAUCAUGUGAACUGUUUACAAAAGUCAAUUGCGGGGAAAGAUAUAUGCCAGUAAAACCAUGUGAAUAUUUACAGAAUCAGUGUAUAGGUCCAGGCGGUGCACCAGCUCUCAAUUGUGAACCUUGUGUAGAUCGACUGCCUUCUUGUAUUGGGUUACAGGACGGAAAUAAUACUUUCCCAGGACGACAAAAUACACCUUACUAUAUAACAUGCUAUCUAAAUAGGACAAUAUUAGUACGUACAUGCGAGGAAGGAGUAUACGAUGAAACGUCUAGAGCGUGUAUUUCAAAAUUAGAUCCAGCUAACCCAGCAUUAUACUGUAGGAAGAAUCCCUUACAGAACAUUGCAAAUCCUAACAACUGUGCCCAGUUUUAUGAUUGUUCAAAGCCCACAGGAAGAUUUGGAGCUUAUUUAUACGAAUGCCAAUAUCCUCAGCUUUUCAAUGAAGUCACUGGCAGUUGUGUUGUAUUUGGUAAUGUUAAAUGCGGAGGUAGAUUCUUACCACAAAGUCCAUGUCAAUAUCAACAGAACCAGUGUUCACCUGUAGCUGGUCCAAACUGUGAACCCUGUGAACAAAGACUGCCAUCUUGUAUUGGCAAACUAGAUGGAAAUAACACAAUAACUGGAAGAGAACUGACAGCUGAUUAUGUAGUCUGCUUUAUGAAUAGAACGGUCAGUGUGGAGACCUGUCCUGCUGGAUACUUUGAACCAACUCUCGGGGAAUGUAGAACAACUAUUGGCGCAGCUGCAAUACGAGCUUUUUGUAUAGCCAAUCCGGGUGUGAUACGAGCUAAUCCUGUAAAUUGUGCUCAGUAUUUCGACUGUGGUGAAGCCAGCAUACGAGCCAGAACUUUCCUCCGUGAAUGUCCUUAUCCCAUGUUGUUUGAUACUUCAAGUAACACAUGUCAGAAUUAUACAUCAGUAGCAUGUGGAUCCAGAACAGAAUACACAGCACCAUGUGAUUAUCUACAGAAUAGAUGUAAUCCAACGAUAUCUAACUGCCGUCCAUGUAGAGAAAGAUUUGCCAGUUGUGUAGGAAUGACCGAUGGACUACAUCCAUUUCCAAAUCGAACAAUGAGCCCAGAUUUUAUUGUAUGCAAUCGAGGUAGAACUGUAUCUGUUGAAAAAUGUUUGACUGGACUGUUUGACCCAGGAGCACGAAUUUGUACCAGAGACAUUACAGAAGAUAUGAUAAAGGCCCACUGUACAAUUAAUCCAAGUACAAUACAACCUCACUUAUACCAGUGCGCACAAUAUUUCGACUGUGGACCAACCAUUGGCGGAAGUUACUUGCGAGAAUGUAAAUAUCCACAAUUGUUCGAUACUACAUCGAUGACCUGUCAGAACUUUAGUGAAGUCACUUGUGGACCCCGGAUUGAACCUCAAGCUCCAUGUGACUAUCUACAAAACCAUUGUCCACCCAAUGUAACCAACUGUGUUACAUGUGAAGACAGAUUGCCGACUUGUAAAAGUCUAAAUGACGGAAACAAUGCCUACCCAGGACGACCUGUAUCCGAGUAUUAUAUAAAUUGCUUCAGUAACAGAACAGUGUCAGUUGAAGCUUGCCAAGUAUCUCUGUAUGAUCCAGUGAGACGAAGGUGUUCAUCCAAGAUAGAUUCAGGAGUUUUAACAAAGUUCUGCCAGGACAACCCCAGGAUGGUUAUACCAGAUCCAGCAAACUGUGCACGGUAUUAUAACUGUAGUGACCCAUCUUUAGCACAAGGUUUAGAUGAACCCUACAGGCAGGAAUGUAAAUAUCCAAGACUAUUCCAGUCAGCAGGUGUCGGGUGUCAGCUGUUUACUAUGGUCCGAUGUCAAAAGAACAGAUAUGUACCGAAAACACCAUGUGAAUACGUUGAGAACCAAUGCUUCAAUUCUACAUGUGAACCGUGUGAGACACGAUUUCCUAGCUGUGUUGGUAAAGUUGAUGGCAGCAAUGAAUUUCCAGGACGGGAAAACACAGAAUUUUACAUUGUGUGCUACAGAGAAAGAACUGUUGCCAUAGUUUCGUGUACCAUCGGUACCUACAGUCACGCUGAUAGGGCGUGUGUGGGAGAAGUGAAAAAUACAACUGACAUCAUUGCUCCUUCACCUGCCAGGAGAUAACAGAUCAAAACAAAUUAGGGUUUGUCUAGGUGUCAAACUUGAUAUUUAAUAAAACAAAGUAGUGUAAUGUGGGAUAGGCCUUAAAUAUGAGUACAAAUCUGAAUAUUAUCUCAGGCACUACUUAGUAUAUACCUUCAAUGAACUUACAAUAGUAGUUUUAAUAUACAUAUUUACAUAUUGUGUUUAAAAGGCAUUUUAAUCUGUGAUGAUGUAUUGAAAGACGAAAGACAAUUAAACAAUAUUUAUAAUCUAGUAUGGGUUGCCAUAAGAAUAAUAAAUGGACGUAUAUUCAGCGUCCCUAUCGCACCUACGAGUCCUACAUAUAUAUACAUCUUAUGAACAAAUGCUCAAAUGACAAAUAGAUAUUUUUUCAAUAUUAUAUUAUAACAUAUAUCUUUUAACUUUUCAAAGAAACGCCAUGACUUUCCUUGUAUAUUGUUUAGUGCUAUUCAGAGCAUCAGUAAAACAAGAAAACUCAAUUUGUGUAAAUUUUUAUUCCAAAUGUUCUAGGUUUAUGCAUUUCGACCCUUCCUUCAUUAGUUUUCAGAUAAACAAAGAUGGUUAGAUUCGGAGGGCAUAAUUUUAUUAUUUGUAAAUACGCUGUUGACAAUAUGAUAUUGCUAAUUUGUAGUAAUCAAGAUUUAUGACGAAUAAAGACAUAAACACAAUUAAAUUUUUAUUUCAUACUUUUUAUCCUUCAUGUUUUACACGAAAAAUAAAUGGCAUAAACAUUUAAGCUUGCAGACAUGCUGGUAGUAUUUUACACAACGAUAUAUAUCCUUUUAUAAUUGAUUAACUAAUAGUGAAUACCUGAAUAAUAGUGCUUAUCUUGUAUUUGCCUCAAAAUAACAUAUUAGUUCCAAAUCCUUUGGUAGACUGAAUCACUCCAUUGGUAAAUGCAAGAUUAUGUUUCAACUUUUGCAUUCAAUAUCGUAUGAAAUGUAUGACUAUUUAUAAUAAAUAAAAACUUUUUCAAGA